UGGGAUGGCUGGAUAGUUGGAUCACCUUGCAUCGUCUCGAGUGCAGGCAGUCCAUACAUCUAUGUGCUUGUAAAUCUGUAUAUAUGUGAAUAUGUGAAUGUAUGCUGAUUACUGGUCCCUGUCGAUAUCUACCAUCACCACCAAAGCUCCUCGCUCACAGCAUCAUUCACACCAUUCACCAUUCAUCUCACGCCUUCAUAACAACAACCCGUGCCUCAUCACCGCUUAUGAGCCCAUCCAUUCGUACCUGUAAUGACAACAAACAACUGUCCCCCCUUCUCCGCACCCGUGUCACCCUACCCUACGUAGCCAUGCCCUUACCCCGCUCUCUUCUCACCCCGUCAUCACCAUCAUCACCAACCCCAAUCACCUCCAUCUCACCACCACCUCUUGGCCUCCGCGUCCUAAACCCACCGUGCCAUCGUGACCGACUGUAGCAUGACGUAUCUUCCUUCCCCAGAUCCCAGGCUAACGCGGCGUCCGCAUGGGCGAACCUUGUCGGUCAAGUGAUGAUGGACAGGCACG
Molecule: messenger RNA, 525 nt
Organism: Aaosphaeria arxii CBS 175.79
Lineage: Eukaryota; Fungi; Ascomycota; Dothideomycetes; Pleosporales
Exons: 1
Coding region: 102-437 (111 amino acids)
Source: RefSeq, a predicted model, not a curated record